This is a messenger RNA of Lactuca saligna, 632 nucleotides long. The record is from the annotation of a GenBank genome assembly. Lineage: Eukaryota; Viridiplantae; Streptophyta; Magnoliopsida; Asterales; Asteraceae.
CUUCAUGACACAUCAAAACCAAUAUGGGAGAGCAGGGCUACGUCUCCAAUAAUCGAGCGUAUACCAACAUCCAAGUUCAAGUUAAAAUUGAAAUAUGGGGGUUAUUUUCGUCUAACAAAGAACGAUUUCAACUACAUGAAGAAGUGACAAAGCGUUAUGAAUCAAAGAAUAACCCAAAAUUUUCUAUUCUUUAUGUUGAAAAGUAUACACCAGACAAAUCCUUUAUUGAACUUGAUUCUGAUGAAAAGUUCAUGGCUAUGCUUAGCAUAGAUGAACCACACAAUGAGUAUGAUGCAGACCUUUGUCCUAGUGAAGAAAGCUAUCAUAGUCAUCUCAUCUCUGAUAAUGAAGACGAUCUAAUGAAUGAUGAUGAUGAAGUUUACUCAGUUAGUAAGAAUAGUAUACGUAUGGAAGUCGACUCAAAAUUUGAAAGCGUGGUUGAUUUUAGGAGAUCUUUGAACCACUUUGCAGUCACAAAUGAGUUUAACUACUACAUUCAGAAAAGUGACCCGACAAGAUUCACAGCAAGGUGUGAAAACCUAGAGUGUGAGUGGAGAAUUCAUGCUUCUAUUACACAAGAUGAAGUUACCUUUGAAGUUAAGAAAAUGGUAGAAGUACAUACUUGCACUUGA